Messenger RNA from Macroventuria anomochaeta, 785 nucleotides. RefSeq lists its product as uncharacterized. The transcript has 2 exons. The record is from RefSeq and is a predicted model, not a curated record. Bases 157 to 585 code for a protein of 142 amino acids. NCBI's taxonomy places the organism in Eukaryota, Fungi, Ascomycota, Dothideomycetes, Pleosporales, Didymellaceae.
GUAUUCCGCUGUGUGGACUGUUGACAGUUUCACCCAAAAACCUCGAUUCCAUGAUCGUGUGUAGCUGUUCAGUCGAUCGCAGGCUUAGCCACAGUUCUUCAGACCUGGCGCUUGCUCGGUUCUCCAUGGCUUGAUCCGCCCGAGGCUGGCCCAUGCAUGCUGCUGCGAUCGGCGUUCCCAGCAGUCCCAAAGCGGCGCUGGGCUUGGGUGCGAUGCUCGAAUCAGCAUGCAACACAGGGACUCCUGGGCUGCUGCGCUAAGAUGGCCCUGAGAUACCUGCGUGGAACGGCGCCAGGAACGGCACAAAGGUGCCUGAAAUAUCCAAUUUAUUCCAGCGAGAGAUGUGCAGCUGUGAGACUGGCGAUGCACCCCAGUGCCUGUGCUCGAGCAUGCGCCGAAGACGCAAUGUCACUGGGCAAUUGCACUGCCUGCUAUCAGACGGGGCGCCUGAUCCAGUGUACGUACCAGAGAAGACGAGAGAAGCGCGUGGUGCCUCAGGACAGCUCGCUGCCACGCUUGAGCCGGGUACCUGUUACGAGGGAAGAGGGGACACAGCUUAGUUGUGACAUCGCGAGUGGAGACUGACUGAAACGGGCGCCCGAUUCCGCAUCUGCCACCGCACAAGACAACCCCAGCCGGCGUGUAACGCCAUAGCUAUCACGGGCAGUGGGGUCCAUUCCAGCCUGUCCACACAGCCAGCGAGCACUGGCACCCGCCAACAUUUUUUUAUUUUGGAACAGCCGCCGUGCCUUGCACCUGUCCAUAUACACGACACCUGCCUCCCU